This is a messenger RNA of Trichoderma citrinoviride, 903 nucleotides long. RefSeq names its product glycosyltransferase family 64 protein. The record is from RefSeq and is a predicted model, not a curated record. The transcript is spliced from 2 exons. Gene Ontology annotation, molecular function: glycosyltransferase activity. The coding region runs from base 1 to 903 and encodes 300 amino acids. Gene Ontology annotation, cellular component: membrane. Lineage: Eukaryota; Fungi; Ascomycota; Sordariomycetes; Hypocreales; Hypocreaceae.
AUGUCCAAGCUGCCCAACAUCCCUGGCUUUUCGGGCCCUUCCGAGCCGAUCCACUACGAGCAUUGCGAUGUCAACAACAUCACCGAGCCCCUCAAGCAGUGGAAGGAGGCGCGGAAGCGAUACGACAAGCUGAUGGAUGACAAGUUCACAAUCGCGAUGCAGACGUACAAGCGACCUAAGGAGCUCGAAGAGACGAUGCGCGUCCUGCUGUCCGAAAAGAUCCCCUCGCUGCAUGAGAUCGUCAUCGUGUGGAACAACCUCGACGAGGCACCCCCCGGUAACUUCAAGUCCGAGACGGGCGUCCCCGUGCGCUACCGCGUGUCGGAGCGCAACAGCCUCAACAUGAAGCUUCUGCCGGAUCCGGACUUCAAGACCAGGGCCGUGCUGCUUUCGGACGACGACGUGUACUAUAAGCCGCAGGACCUCGAAUUUGCUUUCCAGUCCUGGCGCAAGUUUGGUCGGUUCCGCUUGACGGGCGCUCUCCCUCGCUGUGCCAAUGAGGACAAGGACGGUGUCUGGAAGUACGGCUUCUGCUCCAAGGAUAAGGGCCAGGACGUCUAUUCGAUGAUCAUAACGAACCUGUGCUUCGCCCACAUGUCCUUCCUCGACUUCUACUCGUCGGACAACGAGCUCAUGAAGCAGGUGCGCAAGUAUGUCGACGACCACUUCAACUGCGAGGAUAUUGCCCUCAACUAUGUCGCGUCGUACCUCACCGGCACCGGGCCUCUGCUGGUCAGCGGCCGCGAAAAGUACGUCAACUAUGAGCCGGCGCAGGGCAUUAGCAAGAAGCCCGGCCACCUCGAGGCGCGAAGCAAGUGCCUCAACGACCUGACCAAGAUGUUUGGGUGCAUGCCGCUGGUCAACGAGACGGCUCACAUCCAACGCGGCGUUAUCGUCUUAUAA